GAAUUAUCGAGACAAAUGUGAAUGAUUGCAUCAAGGCCCUAAAUACAUUGCAUCUUCUUGUGUAUGCAUGCGAUGUUUGUGUGAAUAUUGGAGAUCUCUCGAUUAGUUUUUCGUUAUAACUGUAUUUUGAAGGGAUAAGCCUGCAAUUCGGUUUUUAAAAUCAGCAAGUUUUACGAUACCAAAGUAAACAUGACAUAACCUGCACUAUUCAGCCAUGAAGAUUGACAGGACAAAGCUGCGUAAAAGCAGCUCACAAGUGCCGCCGGACUGUAAGGCGGUAAUAGAGCGCCUGAAGAACUGUAGCGAGGCUGAGCUGCUCACUGAGCUGAAAAAGUUUGAGACAUGGAACCUGGGCAAGUGCGAGCUGUUCCACUGGAUCGAGCCUCUGGACGUGCUGGACACGGUGCUGGAGGAGGCGGCCUCCAGAGUCCGGCCGGACGGCUGGCUCCUGACCUGUGACAUGCCCGACUAUGCACCGAAGCGAGAGCUACUCCUACAGACACUUCAUUUCACCGCGCUCCUCAUCGAACAUUCAUUUUCACGUCACCUGUACAACUCAGUGGAGCAUCUCAUCCAACUGCUGGAGGCCUCCGAUAUGCAGGUGGUUCUUCAUGUUCUCAACCUCAUCUACAUGUUCAGCAAGAGGAGUAACUUCAUCUCUCGACUGAGCUCUGACCGGCGGGAGGCGCUGGUCGUGCGCCUGUACCACCUGGCCGAGAGCUGGGGCGGCCGAGAGAACGGCUUCGGCCUGGCCGACUGCUGCCGUGACGUCCCCGUGUCGAGUCUGUCGCCGAGUGCCACCACGCUGCACUUUGAGUACUACCUGGAGGAGGGGGACGCGCGGCCGGGCGCCGCCCUGCAGGUGAUCCACCUGCCCAGCGUGGACCAGCACAGUGACCAGACGGCCGGGCACGUCAUGGAGAGGCUGCUGACCACCCACAAAGUGCCGCAGAGCAAACAGGUGAUGGUGUUCACGUACCUGCGGCUGGCCAAGCUGUUCUCCGACUAUCAGUCGCGACUGUGCUGCGUGCAGGCGCGCCUACAGGCCAUCUCUAUCCUCAUCUACUCGCACACGGUCCAGGACACUGUGCACACACUGGUGUACGCCGGGUUGCUGGAGGAACUGGUCGAGAUCCUCGAGAUGCCGGAGAAGGAGCUGGUCGAGAUCAAGGCGGCCGCGCUGCGCACCCUCACCUCCAUCACCCACCUGGAGCGCACGCCUAACCUGCCCAAGUUGAACACCAUCAUCGAGAUCACGGGCGCCAACACGUUCCACGGCUUCCUGCCGCAGAUGGUGCGCUCAUGUAUCAGCUACCUGACCAUGGGCGUCGACCACCCGCUCAGCAGUUCGGUGCUAACGACGGCGCUGUUCUCGUUCCUCUACCACCUGGCCAGUUACGAGACGGGCGGCGAGGCGCUCGUGCACUGCGGCAUGAUGGAGAGCCUGCUGGCGGUGGUCUCCUGGGCCGGCAGGGUGCCCGACCACGUCACGUUCGUGACCCGGGCAGUGCGAGUGAUUGACCUCAUCACAAACAUCGACAUGACAGCCUUCCAAGCUCACAGCGGCCUUCACAAGUUCGUCGAGCGCCUCGAGGCGGAGGUGAACAUUUGCCGCCGUGAGCAGCCGUACCAGAUCCCGGCGCGUUCCACCGCCCCGGCGGACGGUGCCGGCUCCAGCGCCGCUGCCGCUGACGCUGCUGCCGCGCCGCCGGCCGCCAGCCCCGAGAGCAUGGACGUGGACCCGGCGGCGUCAGCCGGACCCUCCGCCGCCGCCGCUGCCGCCCCCGCCACUGCCCCCGGCCCCUCUGCCGCCGCCGCCGCCGCCGCCGCCGCCGCCGGAGCGCCGUGUGGAGAGGUGACGUGCCUACCUCAGCGGAGCGCGCUACUCAAGUCGAUGUUGAACUUCCUGAAGAAGGCCAUCCAGGACCCGUCGUUCAGUGACAGCAUCCGCCACCUGAUGGAGGGCAGCCUUCCCAACUCGCUCAAGCACAUCAUCAGCAACGCCGAGUACUACGGCGCGUCGCUGUUUCUGCUGGCGAUCGACGUGGUGACGGUGUACGCGUUCCAGGAGCCCUCUCUGCUCAGCUCGCUCCAGGACAAUGGUCUGACGGACGUGGUGCUUCACGCGCUGAUCGUGAAGGAGGUGCCGGCCACGCGCGAGGUGCUCAGCUCGCUGCCGAACGUGUUCAGUGCUCUGUGUCUCAACACGCGCGGACUGGAGGCCUUCGUGGCCGCGCAGCCGUUCGAACGGCUGUUCCGUGUGCUCCUGUCGCCCGAGUACCUGCCAGCCAUGCGGCGGCGGCGCGGCUCAGAGCCCAUGAGUGAUACGGCUACCAAACUGGGUAACGCCAUGGACGAGCUGAUGCGACACCAGCCGAGCCUACGCGUGGCCGCCACGGCCUCCAUCAUCCGCGUGCUGGAGAAACUGUGCGAGAUGGGCCGUGACCCGCAGUACAUGUGCAGCCGGGCGGCCGGGAAACCGGAGCCGGCGCCCGGCGCCUCCGUCCGCUCCAUGAGUCAGGAGGGCGGCUCCUCGGACGAAGAGGACGAUGAAGAGGACCUCCCCGGAGACGCCGGCGAGGGAGGCGAGGGUGGUGAGGAGCCCUCCGCGCGCGGCGCCGCCGAUAAGGACGAGACGGCUGUCAGCUCGCCCGCUGCCGCCGCCGACGUGGAGAAACAGCACGUGCCGCUGAUCGACUAUGUGCAUAAUGUGAUGAAGUUUGUGGACGCCAUCCUGAGUAACAACUCGACGGACGACCACUGCCGAGAGUUCGUGUCGCAGAAAGGCCUGGCGCCACUGCUGGGCAUUCUGGGACUGCCCAACUUGCCGCUUGACUUUCCGCAGACGGCGGCCUGCCAGGCAGUCGCGUCCGUGUGUAAAUCGAUCCUGAACCUGGCUCACGAGGGUCAGGUGCUGCGCGAGGGUCUGCUGCGACUGGGCGAGGUGCUGGUGGCCCUGGAGCCGCUGCACGUACCGCCGCCCGAGCCGGGCACCUCUGUACUGCUGCGCGAGCUGGCGGCCUCGCCGCCGGGCGCACCCAGCUCGCCCCGAUCCACGCCGCUGCUGCAUGCCAUGAGUGCGGCGCACGCCUACAUCGCUACAUUCAUACACAUCUGCCGGACCAGUCAGACGGACAUUCGUCAGGUCAGUGUCAGCAGCUGGGGGUCGGAGCGCGGCCUGGCCGUGCUGCGCGACCUGUCCCGGCUCUACACCAGUAUUGUUUGGGAGAGCACCGUGCUGAUGGCGCUGUGCACGCCCAACGGACUGCCAGCCGACACGGCGUUCGCCCGGGACGACAUGAACCGACUGCUCGAGCACAAGCAGACGGAUGUCGUGGCCAUGGAUGAGGUGGAGGACACCAAGGUGCCUCCCAGUCUCCAGUACCAGAUAAAGGUCAUCAAACCGGUCCUGGCAUCCACCUCCAAGCUGGGUCGCGCCAUGACCGACCUGUUCGGCCUUCUGGUCAAGCUGUGUGUGGGCUCCCCGAUCCGGCAGCGCCGAGGGCAGCAGCUCAACAACAUGAACCAGAUGGUCUCACCGGCGGCCCGCAAGGUGGCGCGUGAGAUCAACAGCCUGCUCACGGAUGCCAUCGCCUUCAAACCAAAGUGCUGCGUGCCCACGCCCAAACUGAGGUUGACGUUCUACACAUGCUCUGUCGGGUUCAUCUCGUCGAUGCUGUUUGACGAGAAGAAGCUCCCCUACCACCUGAUGCUGCAGCUCUUCAGGUCCAUCGGUGGCCUGGACGCCUUCUUCGAGACGUUCCAGUGGGCGCUGUCGAUGGACGGCAAGGUGCCUGCCGAGCAGGGCCUGGAGCACCCGGAGCUGCCGGACGGCACCGCCGAGUUCCUCGACUCGUGGCUCGUGCUGCUGGAACGGCUCGUCAGUCCCAAACAGCUGCUGGAGACGCCGCACACGCUGCCCAAGCUCACCACCGAGGGCACCUUCGCCGAGCCGUUCGACCCGCACAAGUUCAUGGCCAGCAUUCACAAGUCGGCGUUCCAGUCGGUGAUGCUGCUGUGGAACCGGCAGCCGCUGGACGGCUACGGUAACCGGCUCUCCAUCUCCAUCCUGGCCAUCCUACGGCACGUGCUGCGUGGCGAGGUCAUACUCAAGGAGCGGCAGGCGGCGGACGCGGCGGCCGCUGCCGGUACCUCAGGUGGACCGGACUCGGCCGCCGCCGGCCCGGCUGCCACGGACGCCGCCGCCGCCGCCGGCAGGACGCCCGCGGCGGUGUCGGGAGCGGCGGCGGACGGUGCGGCGGCCGCGGCAGCUGGCCCGUCGGCCGGCGAGGCUGUGGUGAUGGUGAACACUGACCAGCUACAGCAGCUGCUGGACAUGGGAUUCCGCCGGCAGGCGUGCGUCGAGGCACUGCAGGUGACCAACAACAACGUGGAACAGGCCACCGACUACCUGCUCUCACACCCGCCGCCUCUGCUGCCGGAGAUCGCCGGGGUGAUGCCCGAGUGGCCGGAGGACGGACAGGUGGGGCGCGGUAUCGACAUGUCGCUCGGCUGUGAGCGCGACACAGCCGAGAAAAUGGACACCAGCGAGCAGCGCCCGGCGCCCGCCGAACAGCGUCAGGUGACGGACGACGAGCCGCUGUCGGCCGUCAAGCUGGACACCUUCACCAGCAGCGUGCUGGACGGCUGCCUGAAGCUGCUGGACGCGCUCAGCGACACCGUCUACCGCACCUGCGACCUCAUCGUCACCUGCAUCCAGCGCAACGGGCCAGAGUGGCGAGACCAGACGCUAAGGCACCUCGCCUCGCAGGUGUGCCACUACCUGGAGGAGCUGCUGCGGAUCUCUGAGCUGGCUGCGCCGGCCGAGGAGCGGCUCACGCAGCUCACCACUCUGCCCUGCGCCUCCAAGGCGGCCGUGCGCAUCCACCUGUUCUCCCUGCUCUUCGAGGAGAUGCACAUGCCGUGUGCUCUGGUGGCCACCUCCACUCCGCUGAUCCCGCUCUGCAUCCAACUGCUGUGCCGCACUGAGCUGCUGCUGGCCAGCUGCCCGCGCCAGGCCGAGCAGCUGGCCUCGCCGCGCUGGCUGGCGCCGCUGGUCGUCUUUGUUGACCUCUGCGAGAAGAUCGCCGUGGCCUCACAGCGCCGCGCCGCCGUUGCGCAGAUCACGGGCCACCAGUGGCGCUGGUUCGACCUGGGCUCGGGCAAAUGGUGCGGCUACCCGUCCGCCAACAACAAAACUAUCGACGACGCGUACUGGGCCGGCGAGAACCAGGUUCAGAUCGUCACCGGUCGCAGGAAGUACAACAUCAUCUUCAACACCAUGAUCCAGGUGAACGAGGAGACCAACAACCGUCGGCCAGUGAUGAUCUGCCUGGCCGACCGGCCUGCGUCCACCUCCACCGCCACCUCUGCUACUACUGCUUCGUCUGCCACCACCACCACCACCGCCUCCGCCGACGGCUCCACGGCACCGCCGGCUCAGCAGCAGCAGCCGGCGGCGGCAGCGGCGGCUCCGGCUCAGACGCAGCAGGGCCAGGACGCGCCGGCGCCGGCCACCGUGGACUGCCUGACCGACAGCCAGUGCUCAGAGAUCCUCUCGGCGUGCGUGGGUCUGCUGGCGGCAGGUGUGGAUGCCGACACCCUGCAGGCGGUGCUGCGGCUCUGUCUGCGACUGACGCGCCAGCACAGCCUGGCGGUGCGGUUUGCUGAGCUGGGAGGUAUCCGACAUCUGCUGGCGCUCCGCCAGGCGUCCAGUUUCGCCGGCCUCAACACGCUGGCUACGUUCCUGGUGAGACACACCAUGGAGGAUUCGGCCACGCUGCGUUUCACCAUGGAGAAGAUUCUGCGCACCGCCACCAUGGCCAACAACACCAACUACCGCGAGUUCCACUACAUGCUGCGCACCAUGGCCCCGGCCGCCUGCCGCGCGCCCGACGACUUCAUCGAGGUGGCCAAGGAGACACUGCGCGUGGACCUCGGAGUGCCGCCGCGCAGGGCCGGCGAGGAGGACCAGCGGCUGAUCAUGAAGGCGGUGCCGGCGCGGGCGGCGGCUGCCGUCGCCCCGCCCUCGGCCUGCGCCCAGGCGGUGGUCGAGGCGCUACUGGACGCCCUGGUGGUGCCCACACCUCGACCGGAGCCGGAGACGGAGCCGGGAGCCGAGGCGGGAUCCGAGCCGGCCGCAGGAGCCGCCGGAGCCACCGCUACCGCCGCCGCGGCGACCGCUGGCCCGUCAGAUCAGAGUACCGACGCCAGCAAGGCGGGCCCCUCGUCUUCUGCGGCCACUGCAGGGAAGGACGGUAAGACAGCCGCUCAGACUCGCGCCGAGGAGGCGGAGAAGCGGCGCCGCCCGCUGCUGGCCAAGUCGUCUGUGUGUCGGCUGCUGGCAGAGCUGGUGCGCUCGUAUUCGACCGUAGCAAAGAUCGUCACCGAGUACACGUACACGGUCGGGCCUGACUCGGAAGUCACGGAGGACUGCCCGCCGCUGGCCUACAUCCUGGACCGACUGGUGGCCUCGGAGCCGGGCGGCGACAAGGAGUGUGCCAGCUGCUGCCGACUUCUGGUGGCCGCCAUCGCCGCGUGCAACCACUCGCCGGACGCUCAGACCAUGCUCGUGGCCGAGGUUCGGCAGGCGCUGCUGCGUGCUCUCCAGCUGCCCGAGGGCGCCGAGAAGCACGGCCGGCUGCAGGCGCUGGCCGGCCUGGUGUUCACCAUGAUGGACAGCUGUCCGAGCUCGGGGCCGCCGUCGGCCGCCGCUGUCCGACAGGGCCUGCCGGCCGCCGUGCGAUCCACCAACCUCGGAAUGAACAACAUCGCCAAGAUCAUGGUACGCCGCGGCCUACCGGUGGACCUGGCCCGCAUCUCUCACUCGCUCGACCUGUCGUCGCCGCAUCUGGCCGCCACUGUGAACGCCGUGCUGAAACCUCUGGAGCUGCUGACGCGAAUGGUCAACUCUCCGUCGGGCGCGCCGGCUCAGCGCCGGAUCAAGACGACCUCGGCCAGCCACGAGGCCACCCAGCCGACCACCGAACCCACGUCCAACUCUGAGGCGACGCGCGCACAGGGCGAGUCAAUGCUGGAAGACCCGGAGAACACGGAGCACGACAUCUCUGUGACAGAGGCGACGUCCGAGACGCACCCGGCCGACGGCGCCGACGCCGACGAUCAGGACCAGGACGAGGUCUUAGAGGAGAUCAUGGACCAGCUGCUCGAGAGUCCCGCGGUGGCGCUACAGAUCCAGUUUCACGUUCGGCCCGAGGCGCGGCGGCCGACCGCCCAGGCUCGCGCAGGGGCGCACUCAUCGAACCCUGACGGUCCCGGUGAGACGAUCCUGGCCGAGGCGCUGAUCCUGGACGGCAGCGGCGGCAGCGGCGGCGGCGGCAGCGCGCGCAUGGAGACGGAGGAGGGCGCGCGCACCGCCGAGCCGUCGGCCGCCGGCGGCGAGCAGCGCGACAGCGACGCGGAGGAGGACGCCGACGCCGGCGAGGAGGAGGCCGAGGAGGAGGAGGAGCCCGAACAGGACGAGGACGAGGAGGAGGACGAGGACGAGGACGAUGAGGAGGAGGAAGAGGACGACGAGGAGGGCUCCAACUAUGACGAGGACGGAGACGACGCCGAUCUCGAGGAGGAAAUGAUGAUGAUGAUCCAGGGCGGCACCAGUGGCCGUAUGAUGGAGCUGGAGGACCUGUGGAUGGUGCACCCGGAGCCGAGUGGCUCUGCCUCUGUGCUGUUCGGCAGCGACCAGCCGGCCGCGGCGCGCUUCAUCCCCAUGGCUCCCGUCGGAGGGCUGGCCGUGGCCGACGACGCCGCCGCCGCCGCCGACCCGGCCCCUGCGGCUCCGUCUGGCUCGGGCCAGGUGCUGCCCGUCCACCCGCUGCUGACGGUACGGAACAGUACAGACGCCGUCCUGCCUCUACAGCGGUCGCGCCGCGCCGGCCACCAGCGCGGCUACCGCUACAUUCAGGUCAACACGCGUCAGCAGUCGCCCGCCAUCUUACAGCGGCUGCUGGGUCCUAGCGCGCACGACGCGCUGCAGCUGACGAUGAACUCUGGCUCUCUGCGCGACCCUCCGUUCCUGCUGAGCGACCCGCAGGACUUUCGCGUCAUCACACACCGCUCCGACGAGGACUGGCUCGAUCUCACGAGUUCGCUGGGUGGCCUGGUGUCGGGCGCGCCGUCCGGCGGCAGUCUGGCCUCCAUUCCGUCGGCGCUGGCCCGCUGGACGGAGGAGUCGCGCGUGCUCGACACGGUCGGCAUGUACGACUGUGUGACCGCCUGUAAACCGGAGGUGCUCGCCCUACUGGAGACGACUCGCGACCAGGAGCUGGCCGAGCGGCGGAAACAGGACGAGGAGCGACGGAGACAGGAGGAGCUCGCCGAGACCGCGUCGGCGCCGGCGUCGAGUGCCGGCGGCCCGGCGGCCUCACAGAGCACCCCGGCCGUCUCCACCGCCGGCGCCGGUCAGCCGACCGCCGCCACGUCCACGGCGUCCGCAUCAACAGUGGCGACGGCAGCGACGACGGCGGCGGCGGUUAACGUCGGCGUCCUGGCCUCCACCGCCGCCGCCGCCGCCACCACCACCGCCACUGCCACCGCGCGCACCCCGGCCACCACGGCCUCGUCUAGCGGCGGGCUGCGCGUCUCCGUGCCGGCACACCUCAGCUCCGUGUCGCGCUACGUGGAGUCGAUCCUGUCGCCGGCAAUGCUGGCGUUCACGUCGUCGGCGUCUCAGGCGCCGCCGGCGUCCGUGCUGGACACGCUGUCACGGCUGCAGAGCACGGUGGGUCAGCUGCCGGCCUCGUCGUCACCGGAGGUCAUCAUGGACACGCUGCUCUCCGAGUUUGGCGCCACCGGUAUCCGGACGGGGGCGGGGGCGGCCGCCAGUCUGCCGCCGCCGCCGCCCGACCCGGCCGCCGCCGCGCAGCCGGCCCCCGCCGCGCCUGCCGCCGCCGCAGCGCCCGCCAGCAGUGCCCCGGCCGACGCCGGCGCGCCGGCCGCCAUGGACACACAGGGGAGCGAGGCGGCGCGGCCGGAGGUGCCGGAGCCGCCGGCCGACGGCGCCGAACCUGCUGCCCCGGCCGCGCCGGCCGCCGGCGAGCCGCCGUGUCCGGCCGUCUCCUCCGAGACCGAGCAGUCGGCGGCGGCCGGCGGUACAGAGACCGAGCCGCCUGCGGCCGGCGGAGAGACAGCCGCCCCGGCCGCCGACUUCUCCUCUAUCCUGGGCGACAUGGAGAUACCCGAGGGCGUGGACCCGUCGUUCCUGGCGGCGCUGCCGGACGACAUGCGUCAGGAGGUGGUGGCCGAACAGCUGCGACUGCAGAGGAUCCGCCAGCGGUUCCGGCAGGCGCAGACCUCGCAGCAGCAGCCUACCAUGGAGGUGAGCCCCGAGUUUCUGGAGGCGCUGCCGCCGGCCAUUCAGGAGGAGGUGCUGGCCCAGCAGCGGAUGGAGCAGCAGCGAGCGGCGGCUGCCAGCGCACUGCCUGAGGACCCGGUGGACCCGGGAGACUUUCUUCAGACGCUGCCGCCGCCACUGCGACAGACGAUUCUGGCGGACUUGGAGGACAGCCAGCUCGGAGUACUGCCGCCCAGUAUGGCUGAGGAAGCGCAGACGCUGCGCCGAGAGUGGGAGGCGCGCAACCGGCAGCACCCGUACGAGCCCAUCGACUACUCUGUUCGCUCGCGGCUGAACCAGCGGUAUGCGUUCCACCUGUCGUCCAGUAUGCCGCUGCCGGGCAUGCGGCCCUCCGGCUGGCGCACGCUCGCCUCGGGCGGCGGCGCCGGCUCGCGCGCCGAUUCGUCGGCUCACCUCAUUCGCCUUCGCGGCCGCCAGUUGUUGGACCAGGAGUCCAUUACCUGCCUUCUAGUGUUACUGUUCCUCGAUGAGCCCAAGCUGCAGACGUCCCGACUGCACCGGGUGCUGCGCAACCUCUCCUACCACUGUCACACGCGCGAGUGGGUGGUCAAGGCGCUGCUCUCCAUGCUUGACCGCAGCGACGCCAGCCAGUCGGCGCCGGCGGCGGCGCUGCCGGCCGCGGCCCCGGCCACCCCUCCGGCGGCCGGCCGGCAGGCCAAGCGGCGCCAGCUGACCUCCACACCAGAGGUGGUGGACGUGGUGGGCGUGACGCCGCAGCGCGAGCCGGCCGCCACCGGCGCCGCGGCGCCCAGCUGGCUCAACAUCAGCAUGGACGCGGCGCUGGGCUGCCGCGCCAACGUCUUCCAGCUGCACCGCAGCGGCCCGGCCACGCCCGUCGGCGGCGCCGUCAAACGGCUGGAGCGCGCCACACACAUGACCGUGCACCCGCAGGCGGCGUCCGUGGUCUGCCGGCACGCCCUCGACGCGCUCAUCUCUCUGGCCAAGAGUUUCCCGAGCAACUUCCUGCCGGCGGCGCGUCCCGAGCGGCCCGAGCGGCGGCCGGCCGGCUGGCGGCACGCCGAUCUCUGGGAGCUGCUGCUGAAACUGGACGCCCAGGCCGGCCGCGCCUCCAAGGGCAAGAGCCUGGCGCGAACGCACAGCGGCCAGGCAGCCGACGGUGACGACGCGUCCCCGCCGGCCGGGCUGGCCGCCUCCGCGUUCGGCCACCUGCUGGGCAUGCUGGACCACCCUGUGAUAAAGAAGUCGUCCCAGCUAACAGACCUGCUGCUGCGGCUGCUAAGCUUCAUGUCGGCGGGCGUGCGUGACCUGGCCGACCGGCCCGAACAGCUGGGCGACCUGUCCCAGAUGGAGCCGCUGCUGGGCCGCGCCGUGCGCGUGCUCACCAGCAAAUCGUGCUCUGAGGAGGGCAUGGACGACGCCACCAAGCUGCUGGUGCACAUCUCCAGCGGGCCGCCCCAGAUCAGCAACAUGGUGAUGGAUCUCCUCCUGGAGGGCGCCCGCACGCUGGGCCGUACCGUUUGUGAGCACAUCGAGCGGCUACGGGGCGAGCUGGACACGACGUGUCCGUGGCUCGAGGCAAUCGCCGAGGAGCCCACGGACCUGGAGCUGGCUGCGGCCACUUCCGAGCCGCGGACGGCGGAGAGGAUGGACCACGGCGUCAUACAGAAUCGCUACACCAGCGAAAACAUCGUCAUCAACCCAUCGAAGCGACUCAAGUCUUCGGCUGUGGAGCUGCGCCUGCCUUCCAUGAACGCGCUCACCAGCAAGGGCUCAUCGCAGCAGUUCUUCUUGCGCAUCCUCAAAGUGAUCAUCCAGCUGCGCAACUCAGCCGCCGCCAAGGCCGGGAAGCCGGUGACGGCGGCUGGCGGCGCGCCGAGGGCGGCCGCUGCCGAGUCGACUGAGGCGGUAGCCGGCACGGCCAGUCAGAGUCACAGUGACGUGGCCGUGGCCAGUGAGGGGGCGGCCGAGUCGGAGCCGGCAGCCGACGGCGGCUCCGAGAGCACCGUCAGCGAGGCCAGUCCCAACGCCAUGGAGGUCGACACCGGUGCGACGGCUGGCGCCGCCGCUGCGUCCACGGCCGCUGAGGACGACGGAGAUCCGGAGCCGGAAGCGGAGCCGGAGCCGGAGCCGCUGCCGGCGCUGAGCCGGCUGCUGGAGCUGCCGCAGCUCUGGGAGACGCUGAGCCAGUGUCUGCGUGCCCUGGAGCACACGCCCGACCAGCAUGCCGUGCUGAUCCUGCAGCCGGCCGUCGAGGCGUUCUUCCUGGUGCACGCCGCCGCCGAGGAGCACACCAAGCGGCAGCCGCAGACGCGCCAGGAGCAGCUGGCGCACAUCGCCGACUCGCAGCCGCUGUCGCCGCUGCCGUCCAGCUCCUCGGAGCUGCAGGCCAGCGCCAAACGAGACGAGGACGACGACACGCGCAAGUUUGUCCAGUUUGCCGAGCAGCACCGCACCGUGCUGAACCAGAUCCUGCGCCAGAGCGGCACCCACCUCUCGGACGGACCCUUCUCCGUACUGGUCAACCACACGCGCGUGCUCGACUUCGACAUCAAACGGCGCUUCUUCCGCACGGAGCUGGAGCGACUGGACGAGGGCCUGCGCCGCGAGGACCUGGCCGUGCACGUGCGGCGCGCGCACGUGUUCGAGGACUCGUACCGCGAACUGCACCGACGCACUCCCGAGGAGUGGAAGAACCGGUUCUACAUCGUGUUCGAGGGCGAGGAGGGCCAGGAUGCCGGCGGCCUGCUGCGCGAGUGGUACAUCAUCAUCUCGAGGGACAUCUUCAACCCGAUGUACGCGUUGUUCUGCACGUCUCCCGGUGACAGGGUGACCUACAUGAUCCAUCACAUGUCGCACUGCAACUCGAACCACCUCAGCUACUUCAAGUUCGUCGGCCGGGUGAUCGCCAAGGCCAUCUACGACAACAAGCUGCUCGACUGCUACUUCACCAGGUCGUUCUACAAGCACAUCCUGGGCAUCUCGGUCAAGUACACCGACAUGGAGGCCGAGGAUUACGAGUUCUACAAAGGUCUGGUGUACCUGAUCGAGAACGACAUCUCCGAGCUGGGCUACGACCUGACGUUCAGCACCGACGUCCAGGAGUUUGGCGUCAACGAGGUGCGCGACCUGAAGCCGCGCGGCCGCCACAUCAAGGUGACUGAGGAGAAUAAGAUGGAGUACGUGCGGCUGGUGUGCCAGAUGAAGAUGACUGGCGCCAUCCAGAAGCAGCUCAAGGCGUUCCUGGAGGGCUUCUACGACAUCAUCCCCAAGCACCUGAUCUCGGUGUUCAACGAACAGGAGCUGGAGCUGCUGGUGUCGGGCCUGCCGACCAUCGACCUGGACGACCUCAAGGCCAACACCGAGUACCACAAGUACCAGCCCAACUCACUGCAGAUCCAGUGGUUCUGGCUGGCGCUGCGCUCCUUCUCAAACGAGGACCGCGCCAAGUUCAUCCAGUUUGUGACGGGCACAUCGCGCGUGCCGCUGCAGGGCUUCGCCGAGCUUCAGGGCAUGAACGGCGCGCAAAAGUUCCAGAUUCACCGGGACGACCGGUCUACCGACCGACUGCCGUCCGCGCAUACAUGCUUCAACCAGCUGGACCUGCCAGCGUUCGAAACGUAUGACAAGCUGCGCGAAAACCUUCUGAAGGCCGUCCAGGAGUGCUCGGAGGGAUUCGGCUUCGCCUGAGCCGGCGCCGUCGACACCCGUCCAGCCGAGCGGGGCGGGACACCGCGGGCGGCCGGCCGACCCGCGGCCGAAUCCAGUGGUAUUUUUGUUGGGCUGCCGGGCGCCGAGCGCAGUGUGCGCCAGUGCAGGGGGCUGCGGAGCGCGCCGGUGGCUGACUGGCCGGAGGGGGCCGGACCGGGCCGCUGGGCCGUCCCAGUCUCUCAGUGAACUGCGCCCGGGCCAGCGCAGCGGCGCCGCCGUCGGCCGACGACCGUCUCCGCCUCUUUGUGUGAGGCGAGGGGCUUUCAGUGUAAACGUCGAAUGGACCGUAGAACGAGGUAUGUACCAUCACUUGUGCGCCGCGCGACUGUAUCAAAUUGUGGUUAUAUUAAUAAAGUUCCCAUUGAUUUA
Molecule: messenger RNA, 13408 nt
Organism: Amphibalanus amphitrite
Lineage: Eukaryota; Metazoa; Arthropoda; Thecostraca; Balanomorpha; Balanidae
Gene: HUWE1
Product: E3 ubiquitin-protein ligase HUWE1-like
Exons: 53
Coding region: 215-13018 (4267 amino acids)
Biological process (GO): protein polyubiquitination; positive regulation of protein catabolic process; proteasome-mediated ubiquitin-dependent protein catabolic process
Cellular component (GO): nucleus
Molecular function (GO): protein binding; ubiquitin-protein transferase activity
Source: RefSeq, a predicted model, not a curated record